This is a messenger RNA of Babesia bovis T2Bo, 4862 nucleotides long. RefSeq lists its product as uncharacterized. Gene Ontology annotation, molecular function: protein binding. Bases 46 to 4764 code for a protein of 1572 amino acids. The record is from RefSeq and is a predicted model, not a curated record. NCBI's taxonomy places the organism in Eukaryota, Apicomplexa, Aconoidasida, Piroplasmida, Babesiidae. The transcript is spliced from 3 exons.
AGUCAUUUUUAGUUAGUGUUCAACGUAACCUCCCCGUAAACCAAAAUGGAAACCGCAAGGUAUGAACAGAUAAGGGCUGAUACGAAGUGCCUAUCAGCUCUUUCCAAAGGGGUUGCAUCUGGUUCGAUGGCCGUAUUAGACUAUAUUUGCAAGUUUGUUGUUGAUUCUGAGGGCUCUGGUAUCAAUGAACAGGUGAAAAUCAAGAUCAUGAAUUACAUGAGAGAAAUAUCAAAAUCGUUGACUAAUGCAAUAGAAUCUAAGUAUGAUGUCUCCAGAGUAGUCGAUAAGGACGUAAAAGAUGACGGGGUACAACAAGCUAAACACCUAUUCUACAAAGCCAUAAUUCAAACCCUUAAAGAAGAAGCCGCAAUUCGUGGUUUAACAACCAAAGAAGAUGAACGUGAAUCUUUAAGGAAAAUCAGAUUGCAGCUAUUAAAUUUAGAUCAGGAAAUUUUCAAAAUGAAGCAACAACUUACCAUGUACAAUAGAGUCAAACAGCGUGCAGCAGAUAAAAGAACUAAUUCACAGUCUAUAGAUGAAGGACGUGAAGAUUAUGAGCAGGCAAUUAUCCAAAGGAAUUAUGCAAGAAUGUUGCUGGCCGUACAGUCCAUGAUAAGACAACACAAUAUUGCUACUAGUAGAAUGAUAAAGAAGCUAAGUGCUAACAAGAGCAAUCUUGAGCAAGCAGUUGAAACAACAAAAGAAGACAUAGACAAGUAUGCAAAUAUGCUACUCGAUGUUGUUAGCAAUUUCCCACACCAUGUUGACAUUGUUUUCCCUAAACAGGUUGAAAUUUCUGAAGAUAUUACGGGCAUGCCUGUUGAUAGUGAAGUUGUGAAACCUGAUGUUACAAUGGCAUCUGAAAACGUAGAUCCAACACCAAGUGGUCUUAUGUCUGAACAGACUGGUAAACCCGAUAUCACGACUUCAGCCGACAGUGAACAACGUAUAAUUGGUAAAGCAGAAGAAGAAAAGAUUGGCCAAAUGGAUGAAGAUCGUGCUACAACUGAUGAAAGUGUAAAGGAUGGUACUAAAUCCACAGCUGCUAUCAUAAUAAAGGAGUUCCAACCCCAAGUGGAAAUUGACGAAGUGAUCAUAGUUGAAGAUCCUGAAGACAUUUAUGUAGCUGUAAUAACUGAGACGAUGGACAGUGUACCUCCACAAAGAGAUGAAGAAACAAUGGAAGGGUCCGAUGAUGUCAAGACUGAGCCUGAGGCAGAAAAGGUAGAAUCAACUGACGGACAACUCUCCGAUGUAUUGGAGUUAGCUCCAGAAGUCGAAGAAGUGUCAGUUACAGUAGUUGAUGAAAUGGUUAUUGUGUCUGACGAUGGUGAUACGGUGCACAUACAGUAUGAUCAGGUCACUAUAGUACAAAGUGUGGAUGAUCUAUCAUCAGAAAAGAUGUAUAUGGAAAAGUCUACGGAAGACGAUGAUGCAAGCACAGAUGGCGAACCAAUGGAUACUGAACCAACUGUUGUUCAAAUUACGGCAAACAAGUCUUCAGAAUCAAGUGUAUCAGAAUUAAUACGCCAGGAAGGAAAGUCAGGCUCUUCCCUUGAGGAAUGUGAACCGGAGACCGAAAAGUCAAUGUCGCUUCUCACUGGUAAAGAUACCGAGGAAGAGGGUAGCGAAAGUAUUAUGGAACAAGAUGUGACAGUGUCAAAACCAAUUUCAGAGAAAGUUAUAUCGAAGAAACAUGUAUCCAUAUCUACCCAGCCCACUGUUGAUUCCAACGCAGAUGACGGGGAUAAAUAUCAUACCGUUGAUGCAUCAAGAACUACGAUAAAACAAAAUGAAAAGGAGUUGACUGAACGCAUAGAUGAAGUGCCGAUGAAAACAAUGGAAUCUGAUAAGGAAGAAACAUCGUCCAUCCCCGGGGAAAUUGAUGAUGCAGUUAAAGAAGAAAAACCAACCAGAGCUAUUAUUGAAACGGCAAAUGUAGAUGAAAAGGCAGUUGAAGAAGUUGCUACAGAAGGUGAAUCUCUUAUUGAAAGCACGGAGGUAACAAUGAUAGUUACGAGUUUAGCAUUAGACGGAAAGGAGGAAACUUUAGAGCCCACCAACAAAUUUGUUAUAGUUGAUUCUAUAGCGGAAGUGCAUGUCAUUGAGAGAGAAUCCGACAAUAUAUCACCAAUUGAAGCUCAUGGGUCACUUGAAGUAACCGGAGGAAAUGUACAGAUUGAAAGCCCAAUAGUGACAGUAGUAUCAAUACCCAUUGCAAUAAUAGAGGAACCUACAAAUCUUGAAAGAAAAGAAAAACGACGUAAAUCUGUUGAUGAAGAACAAAUUAAUGUUGAAAGAGAAGAGAAGCGUAUUAAACCGUUAGAAGUGGAGAGCAACAUUCCUGAUAGUGGAGCACAAGCUUCUGAAUGCAUUCCUACCGAAUCUGUAGCUAGGAGAGCAGAAAUUGUGUCUUCUCAUUUAGAAGAUAGUGCUAAUACGAACCUAGUAAGAGCAACAAGAGAUGAGAUUAACGAUGUAGGGCCCAUCGACCCUAAUAUUAAAAUGGAAGUAAAUCCAAUGGAGAUGUGGGAAGCCAUUAUCAGUAUAAGGAAUGAGAUAAACACAAUCAAGAAGCAUAUCAAUCAUAUAAACAAGCAUCUUAGCUCAUACACGCCUUACAAUGAGGGAGAUGUAUCAAGAGCCUUUAUUGAUAAAAAUGUACAAACGGAAAUAAGUCAAGUGGACACUAAAUAUAUAGCUGCAGAUAUAGUUAUAAGAGUCACUGAUAUUGAUGCUGAACCGGAAGAUGUGCCACAAGUAGAUUCCGUCGAUAGAGAGAAUGAGGAUGAUGAAACUGGUGCUGAUCCCCAAAAUAGGGAUGAGAUAGUUAUUCAUGAAGCUGAUAUAUCGUCAUCAAAAACGGCAGAGGAUGAAACGAUUGAUGCGAAAGGAAAGCAAAAUAUUGAACUUCAUUCCGGGAUAACUGAUCUGAAUAUAUCAACAAUGGUAAAAGAAGAACUAAAGGAUUCAGAAGUAGAAGACGAAAAGUGCCUAUCAAAAGAAGAUGAGAUGGACAGUCAUGUUCAACCCAUAACCAAUGAAACACUUAGUUGCCCAUCGGAUCAAAUAGAAAGAACUUCUGGAAUGGAUCACCAUAUUGUCCAAACAACUACUGAAGCCGCAUUGGAACAAACGGAAACUUCAGUUGAAGUAGAAGUUGUAGAAAAAACAGAGGGUCAUAUUGAGUCGGGUAUCAUUCAUAUGCCGGUUGAUUCUUCAGUAGCCCCUGUGGAAGCAAGUGAUGUCAAGGAUGUUACAAGUAACACUAGUACUGAAGGCAAUACCAUUGAGAAAAUGAAAGACGAAUACCCAUCAGGUGAGACAAUUACGGUUACCGAAAUAGAAACAAUCCCUGAAGAAAAAAUAACAACCAAGCCCAUUGAAGAAAAGAAAGACCGCUUUGAAAAUGCUAUAUGCCAAGUAACUGACGCUAAUUCUACGGACGUACAUGAAAAUGUAACAUGCAUCCUUUCAACGGAUGACAUACACCCCAACUCAAUCAAGUGUGAUGCAGAAGUCGUUUCUGAUAAGGAUGUGAUUGACAGUGAUAAGAACGUAAUUGAAGGUGAAACUACGAAAGUAAUCGAAUCAGAAAGUAAUGCUAUUUCAACCAGUCAAACUGAGUCUAUGCAGGCUGCCAUGCCCAAGAGAGAGGAUAGUGUCAGAGAAGAUAAAAUAUCAAAGUUAUUGCCUGAAGUUGCAAAUACUGGUGAUUCAUCCAGCCGUUCAAUGGAAUCUAUUGGGCCGGCAGAAAAGGAUAGCCCUAAGGACGAAGAAGAGUCUAUAAAGACACAAGAGCAACUAAGCGAUACAAUAAAUGAAGCAUCCACACCACGGGAAGACAUUCCAGAUGUGGAACAGGAACACUCCAAGGACUAUGAAGACUAUGUGGUGAAGGAAGGACUACCCGAAGAAAACAUUAUCUAUGAGAGACAGAAUGCUGUAUCUGUAGACGAAAUUCUUAUGAAGGACUUUAAAAAUCUAGAAUCUACAUUUGAGGAUCAGGAAGUAUCGACAGAUCAUAGUUCACAGAAUGAUAUGUGGGUUGGCCUUCAGCAAGACUACGAAAAACAACCUCAAUGUGAAUGCAAGUGUGACAGUGAAUUUAUACAUAAACAUGAAGAAAUCAGUAGUGAAGAGAUUAUGGGAAAUUCUAGAAUGGAUGAAAAAACGAAGAAUGAUGGCCCUGGUAUUGAAAGGUCAGAAGAGAUGACAACAGAGGAUUCCAUUGAUACACCUAUUGAGGUAAAUGAAACACUCUACAAUGCAGGUGGCAUAGAUAAAAUGCUAUUUGAAGAUUUAAUGGAUGAUGAAAGCUUUUUGAAGGAAUUAGAGGAACUAUAUACCCUGCUGAGCCGCGAUGGUGAUAUCAACAUUAACCCUUCCAACGUAGAGAAUGAGACCGAUGCCAUGUUACAUGAAAGCGCCCAUAAAACAGAACCCACCAGCUCUAGAGACGAUAGCAACCUCAAGGCAUCAACAUGGUCAAGCAUCCCAAGAGAUAACUCAAGCCAAAACAGAAAUAUUAUGGAGAACAUGGCAAACAAAGACUCAACGAAGAAUAUUACGGUCCAUGAAAGUGCAACAACUGAGAAGCCUAUAGAAUCCAACAGCAUGAAAAAUGUACAUAUGUUCUUCGGAACGUUUUCUCAGCUCUCCGAUGCCCCUUCUACAAUGGACUUCAAUAGAAUGGAACAAGAGUAUGAAAAAUUCAAACAGUUCCAAGCAUUUAUGCAACUGUCCACUAAGGACCAGCAAUAAAUUAUGACAAUUGCAGCAGGUUUGAUAGUAAAUUAAAACACGAGAAGUGUCGGUAUUCACAAUCCUAUGACACUUCGCUAUUUUACUUCCUUAAACCG